AUGGUUCGGAAAGGCGUAUUAUCACCGGCGGAAUCAGGUGUAUUUAUCGCUAAACAUGCGACACAUGUAAAAAUUGUCGAAGAUGGACGAGAAACGUUAAGUAACGAGAUAUUGUCCAGUAUUAAAGCAAAUCAACUACAAAUGCCUGAUACAGGAGCUGAUGAAAUCCAUCCAUCUAAAGAUAACCCGAGAGCUGUGGACUGGGUCUUUGUAAUAGAUGCCCUGAACUUUUGUUUUUGGUCAAAGAGUAAAGAUGACCGGUGGAUUGUCAAUGGAUACUCAGGAUAUUUUGCUUUAGAAGCUGCCUUAAAUAGAGCAAUAAAGAAUGGUGUUGAUAUAGAAAACCCAGAGUUUUAUUACAAUGUCACUAAAGAACAGCUCAGUGAUAUCAUGAAAGGUGAUAAUGCGGUUGAAAUGCCACUGUUGGACCAGAGAGUAUCUGUAUUGCACGAAGUUGGAAGAAUACUUCUAGACAAGUACAAUGGCACAUUUGAAACAUGCGUAAAGGAAGCAAAAAAAUCUGCACUUAGUUUGCUGGAAAUUGUGGUCAAUAACUUUCCAUGCUUUAGGGAUGAGGCCUUUUACAAAGGCAAACAUGUCUCAUUCUAUAAAAGAGCGCAGAUCUUAGUUGCAGACUUAUGGAAUUUCUUCAAUGGUACUGGCUGGGGGGAGUUUGUAGAUAUUGAAAGGAUCACAAUGUUCGCAGAUUAUAGGGUACCGCAAGUGCUGGUGUAUUUCGGAGUUAUGAGGUACAGUGAUGAGUUGAUGAAUAUGUUGACUAAUGAUGUACUUCUUGAUAGUGGAUCAGAAGAAGAAGUAGAAAUUCGUGGCUGCUCCAUUCAUGCGGUGGAAUUAUUAAAGAAAAGUAUUGAAAAAAAAAUAAAGGACAAAGGACUGAACGUCCAAGUGCCUAAUUCCAGUUUGAUUGACUACUUUCUUUGGUGCUACAGGAGAAAACAUGAAAAAGAAGUGGAGUGUAUACCUUUUCAUAAAACUUUGGGUAUUUAUUAC
This is a messenger RNA of Iphiclides podalirius (scarce swallowtail), 1011 nucleotides long. The record is from the annotation of a GenBank genome assembly. Lineage: Eukaryota; Metazoa; Arthropoda; Insecta; Lepidoptera; Papilionidae.